This is a messenger RNA of Clarias gariepinus (North African catfish), 1674 nucleotides long. Its product is annotated as chemokine XC receptor 1-like. NCBI's taxonomy places the organism in Eukaryota, Metazoa, Chordata, Actinopteri, Siluriformes, Clariidae. Gene Ontology annotation, biological process: immune response; chemotaxis; G protein-coupled receptor signaling pathway. The record is from RefSeq and is a predicted model, not a curated record. The transcript has 2 exons. Bases 223 to 1266 code for a protein of 347 amino acids. Gene Ontology annotation, molecular function: chemokine receptor activity. Gene Ontology annotation, cellular component: membrane.
CCAGUGUGGUGGAUUUUUCUUUUCUCCAUGUAGCGCUUAUUUUUUUUCUUUAUUUUAUUAAUUAAUACUUUGGUUGGCUUAUAGAAUAAGAGUUGCUUUUUUACACUAUAAAGAGGGGUUUUUGGUGUUUUUUGGGGGUGGGUUUGUUAGUUCUUGGGUCAUUUAUUGGAUUUCCAAGAGGGGAAAAAAAAAAAAUCAGUCUUCGAACAAAACUGCAGCAAAAUGGAAAACAUUACUGAAUACGACUAUGUUAGCGAGGAUGACAUUGAGGAUUUAUUGUGUCGCAAGGACGAAGUGGUCAAGAUCGGAUCCAUCGUCGUCCCAUUAUUCUUCGGCAUCGUGGUUUUGCUCAGUCUCGUUGGUAACAGUUUGGUUCUUGCAAUUCUUGCGCUGUAUGAGAAUCUCAAAUCGUUGACCAACAUCUUCAUCCUUAACUUGGCGCUGUCAGACCUGCUGUUCACUGUCGGAUUGCCGUUCUGGGCUUAUUACCACAUCUGGGGUUGGACUCUCGGAGAACCAGCGUGCCAAGCCAUAAACUUUCUCUUCUACGCCGGGUUUUACAGCAGCAUCGUGUUCCUGGUGAUGAUGACCGUUCAGCGCUACAUGGCUGUAGUGCAUCCUCUCUCCGACUGGGAAAGAGGCCAGGGUUUUGCACUCAUCCCCGUCUUCGCUUGGGUGGUGAGCAUCGCAGCGGCGUUGCCGGCCCCGAUAACAAGCAAAGUCCACGUCGACCCAGAAACCCUUCAAAAAGUUUACUGUGAGUACCAAAGCACCAGGGCACAUUUAACCGUUACGUACGAACAGAACUGCUUUUUUCUCUGCGCCUUUCUGGUCAUGGGUUUUUGCUACAUAAGAAUCCUGCAGACCAUCUUCAAGACAAGAACGAACAAAAGACACCGCACUAUCAGACUCAUCUUCUGCAUCGUAGUCGUCUUCUAUCUCGGCUGGGGUCCUUAUAACCUGGUGAUUUUUCUGCACACCUUUACUCGUCAUGGGAAUCCGUUUUUCACAAACUGUAACGUCACACAUUAUCUCGACUACGCCGAAUACGGAUGCAAGCUGCUGGCGUUUUCACACUGCUGCCUCAAUCCUGUUUUUUAUGUUUUCGUUGGCGUGAAAUUCAGGAAUCAUCUAAAGGGGGUCCUGCGGAAGAUUUUUCAAAGCCCGCCGAACACGGACAUGCAACGACCCCGAACUGGCACCAUCCUGUCUCAUGGCUCCAUGGGCUCGAAUGGAAACAGCAAAGCCAUGUACACAACUGUCUGAGGCCGUCUGGAAAUUAUGUGUGCUUAAAUAAAUGAAGGCUUAAGCUCUUUUUUAAAUAAAGAGGUAAAGAUGUAAUACAGACUGUACUUAAUAAAAAUAAGAACCAUCAUUAACUGUUUUUAAGAAGGCCUAAUUACAUUGGUGCCUUGUAUAAAAAUCUACUAUGUCUUUACAAUGUUAUUCAGGGGAACAGCAUAAACAUGAUGUACUGUAUCUGUUUAUUAUUUCUUAUUAUACAUACUCUAUGCAAUAUACAGUACCUAAUGAAAGACAGGACUAUGCUCAUUGUGAAUUAGAAUUACAUGUAGAUGAAAUGUCUGAUGUCUUACAUCCUUUACUUUUUUUGUUGCAUGGAAUACUGUUUGUAUAAAUAUUCAAUUUCUAUUUUUAUGCGCAAUGCCAGCUGAA